Molecule: messenger RNA, 885 nt
Organism: Emys orbicularis (European pond turtle)
Lineage: Eukaryota; Metazoa; Chordata; Testudines; Emydidae
Gene: PPIL6
Product: peptidylprolyl isomerase like 6
Exons: 8
Coding region: 1-885 (294 amino acids)
Biological process (GO): protein peptidyl-prolyl isomerization
Molecular function (GO): peptidyl-prolyl cis-trans isomerase activity
Source: RefSeq, a predicted model, not a curated record
AUGGGUCCCCUGCAAUUGCAGCAGUUGACGGUGGUGGGGCUUCUCAAGGAGCCUGUGUUCCACGUGGCAAAGUGUACAGCAGAGGCUCUGAGGCUGAAUUUUCCGACCAAGAUUGCAGAGCCUGUAGUGCUUCCUCUAUUAGAAUUUGCAUGGCGUGAAUAUUUACAGGAGAAAAAAAAGGAACUGAAAGGUGAAACCUGGGAGUAUCCCUCCAGCGUGAUGUGUUUUAUUGAUGGCCAACUGCUGGGAAGUGAACAAGAACUGCUCAAGUGGGCUUAUGACAAGUGGAACUACCAAGAUUUUAAACCUGUGGCACUUUACCAAGCUAUUACUGAGGAUUUUUGCACCAAACAUAUGCAAAACACCAAGCAUGUGUUUGUGUACUUGGACAUAGCUAUUCAGGAGCAGCCCACAGGCACCUUGUUAUUUGAGCUCUAUUCUGAUAGGUGCCCCAAAACCUGUGAGAAUUUUCGCUCUUUGUGUACAGGAGAAGCAGGGACCUCUCGCAGUGGUCUGGAGCUUACUUAUAAAGAGUCAGUUUUUCAUCGAUUAGUAAAAAAUGGCUGGAUACAAGGAGGAGACAUAACAGCUGGAAGAGGAGAUGGUGGUGAGUCAAUUUAUGGACCCACUUUUGAAGAUGAAAACUUUUCCAUUCCUCACAACAAAAGAGGGAUUCUUGGGAUGGCCAACAAGGGACGUCACAGCAAUGGUUCACAGUUUUAUAUCACACUACAGCCAGCUCCCUAUAUGGAUAAAAAAUAUGUGGCUUUUGGACAGCUGAUUGAAGGUACAGAAGUUCUUCAGAAACUAGAAGAUGUAUCUACGUACAAUGAAAGGCCUGUAGUAGAAUGUAAAAUUAACAACUGUGGUGUUCUUGUGCCUUGA